AUGGCCUUGCAAUCUCGUCCUAGAGUGCUCAUGUUUGAUAUUGGAGGUGUUUGCGUCCAAUCCCCCUUCCAAGCCAUCCUCGACUACGAGAUCAAGCAGGGCAUUCCCACCGGCUACAUCAACUACUCAAUCCGGGCGCUGACGCCCAACGGAGCCUGGCACAAGCUGGAACGGGGCGAAAUCCCGAACAACGCAGAGUACUUUCGCCUGUUCAAGGCCGACCUGCAGCGUCCGGACCUGUGGGCGCAAUUCCACCGCGACAAGCUCUCGCUCACGGACGCCUCAAAGCUGCCGCCCGUGCCGGACAUCGACGCCGAGGCCCUGUACUGGACCAUGAUGAGCCACUCGCGCAACCCGGACCCGUGGAUGUACCCGGCACUGCUCAAGCUGAAAGCCGACGGCCGGUACAAGCUCGCCGCCCUGUCAAAUACGACCGUUUACCCGGAGGGCCAUCCGUUCAACGACCCCUCGCCCGACGACGUGCGCCAGGUGUUUGAGAUCUUCGUGUCCAGCGCCCACGUCGGCAUGAGGAAACCCAACCGCGACAUCUACGAGCACGCGCUGCAGCUGAUCCGCGACAAAUGGGGCAGCGACAUCAGGCCGCAGGACAUUGUGUUUCUGGACGACAUCGGCGAGAACCUCAAGACGGCCAAGAGCCUGGGCAUUAGGACGAUCAGGGUGGUGCUGGGCAAAUCCAAGGAUGCCGUCAGAGAGCUGGAGAACGUGACCGGUUUGACCUUGGUGGGCGAGCCGUGGACCAAGGCGAAAUUAUAG
This is a messenger RNA of Cladophialophora psammophila CBS 110553, 774 nucleotides long. RefSeq names its product microsomal epoxide hydrolase. Bases 1 to 774 code for a protein of 257 amino acids. The transcript has 2 exons. Lineage: Eukaryota; Fungi; Ascomycota; Eurotiomycetes; Chaetothyriales; Herpotrichiellaceae. The record is from RefSeq and is a predicted model, not a curated record.